ACUCACUUAACGUCGUGAUUUCCAUCUCCAAUAGGACCUCAUUCAUUUCAUCCGACUCUCACGGAUCAAUUUCCAAACAAGAAAUGGUAUAACCAUCUCUUCAUUUUUGAUGAAGAUCUGACGUCUUCCCCGUGGCUUCGCGCAGCCUCAAUUUGCGCGUUCAUCCCCUCCUGUUAUUAUGCAGAUCGAUCCGGCAGCUCUGAGUCGACCAGAUUCGGCUUCGACGGCCGUAUCUGCCUCCAAGACUGUCGUAUCAGCUGCGGCUACAACUCAAAAGUCUACAAAGGCGUUGAUUUCGGUGCCGCGACUGGAUCUUGAGUCUGUAUACACGGAGCUGAAGGCCGCUAUUGGCGACAAUUGGGCGGAGUACAAGCAGUCGACGACACUUUUUCUUCUAGGCCAACUAAAUCAAGAUGAACUCUCCUCGCGCCUCGAUCACAUAAUUUGUGCCGAUCCCAGAACCGAGCAUCUCCAUAACAACUUUAUAUGCGCGCUCAUCGGCAACCUCUCACGCGACCUCCCAGACCAUGGCGUCGCAAGCUGGGUAUCGGCAAAUGACAAACCCACCGUGGUAUCGAAGCCGGUCUCUAGUGACCUGGCGGAACAGAGACUGAAGACUGAGGUUAUGCAACUACCUCCUCGAGAUCGCAAGAGGAUCAAAGGUAUUCCCGAGCCGGAUCCCCAUGAAAUAGCCCCGAAUGAGCUCGAAUUAUACUAUCAAGCAAAGCAAAUUACCUUACCUACGCAGGUCCCAGCGAGUGCUGGUGGUUUGAACAAAACGAACUGGGAACUCGAAAUACGAAAACGCUACGCUCAACCACUUGCCGCAGAAACAGGCGAAUUUCCUGACGCGGAAUCAAUAUAUGCCCGUAUGGUGCCAAUAUGUUACGAGGAGUCUGUAGUCAGUGGAGCUGGGUUUUCCUGCGCCGAAUUCAUGGCCAUUGCGACGGAGACAUUUGUCAAACAGGUGCUAUCAAGUGUAUUCUCUCGUACAAGGCAUAACGGCCCAUCCGGUACAAUCAACGGUAUGAUGACACGGAAAUAUCGCCGACAACUAGAGCGCGAAGAGCUUGCUUUUACUCGGGGCGAGAUAUCCAAGGACCUCGCAACUGGGUUGUUGCCCGUUGAGGCGAAAGAGGCUCGUUCGAGGCAACCAUUAGGGGUAAGAGAUUUACGGUUAGCGCUUACUCUGGGUGGUGCACUCCUCGGCCAGAUGCCGCUAGUGGUUGACGAAAUUAUGGGUGCUUAUGAUGAGGAUGAACUUGAACUCGAGCGUCAUGGUUACAUUGAAGAGUUGCGUGAGAAGCAUGGCUUUGAUGGUAUUGGGACAAAAUCUGCGACAAUAACAGCAACAGAAACCAAUGGCGUCGACGCUAUGGAUAUUGAUGAUGAAUGGGAUUGGGAGGGCGGCACGAUUGCAGAUAGAGAUCAGUUGAAUUCUCUUCUGGAUGAGUGUCUUUCACUGGCUGCAUGAUACAUACACUCAUAUAUCAUAUCCAUCCUCGUCGAACGAGCUAUCCCCACUUUUCGUCUGACUAGACAAAGCAUCUCUCAUCUACGAUUUCUCUCUCUUCCAUCCUCUCCAAUCCGAGGAUAAACAUGUCGAUUAGCACUUUGGCGGGUUUUAUUAGGGGAGGCGUUUACUGUGAUUGUUGUAUGACUACGAAAGGAGGUGUGUGGCAUCGGCGGACAUGGAGAAGAAAACAUAACAGUUCUUGAGGAAGAUGAAGAAUUACGCUUUCUAUCUAUUUUAUCGUUUCCUUUAUUUACAGAUACCAACCUCGCUUUUCUUUUUUUGUUGUUUCUCUUUGACUUCUAACGUCAAACGGACAAGGGAGGGUUCCUUUUCUUGUGUUUCUUUCAGUCUUGGUGCAUCUGGAUUGGAGUUUGCUGUGUUUAUUGAGGUGUUGUUUUAUUAGUUUUAGGAGGAUUGUGGUACUAUGCAUGUUGACACAUAGGACUAGAACAAGAUUAUGAAAUGUAGUUUGAAUAUUACUCUAUACGUGACCUU
Molecule: messenger RNA, 2011 nt
Organism: Talaromyces stipitatus ATCC 10500
Lineage: Eukaryota; Fungi; Ascomycota; Eurotiomycetes; Eurotiales; Trichocomaceae
Product: transcriptional co-activator (Hfi1/Ada1), putative
Exons: 4
Coding region: 179-1474 (431 amino acids)
Biological process (GO): regulation of transcription by RNA polymerase II
Cellular component (GO): SAGA complex
Molecular function (GO): transcription coactivator activity
Source: RefSeq, a predicted model, not a curated record